Messenger RNA from Synchiropus splendidus (mandarinfish), 3061 nucleotides. RefSeq names its product DENN domain containing 10 (gene dennd10). Gene Ontology annotation, molecular function: small GTPase binding; guanyl-nucleotide exchange factor activity. Lineage: Eukaryota; Metazoa; Chordata; Actinopteri; Syngnathiformes; Callionymidae. Gene Ontology annotation, biological process: regulation of early endosome to late endosome transport; protein transport. The record is from RefSeq and is a predicted model, not a curated record. The transcript has 10 exons. Gene Ontology annotation, cellular component: late endosome. Bases 1446 to 2501 code for a protein of 351 amino acids.
ACUUGAUUGUGAUGUGAGCAAGAGGAAGAUCCAGUCUGGAAGAGUUUCAGUUGCAGAUAUUUUGCAUAAUGCUUCCUAAAAACUGAGCCAUUUACUGAUCUGGUUGGUGUGGAUGUUCUCACAAUCGUUAUUGUUUGUAGUUUUCUUAUCGCGUAUCGGUGCUGUUUCCCAGGUGUAACUUUCACAGAGAAUGCAUUGCAUGAUUAGAUCUUUGCGACCGAGAGCUCAUAUUAUCGGACCGCUAUUGUUUACACUCACACACAAGAACGGUUGUGGUUUAACAAUGCGGCAAUGCAUCUACCUGGUUCUGUAGGCCUAACAACGCAUGGUCGAUGGACCAAGCAUUAAAAUAGACAGAAUCAACGGGUUUCAUAAGCCGACACUCGCAAAGAAGUAAUAUAAAAUGACCAUACUAGAUCCAUCUCAAUUGUGACUUGCUAUACGAAACAGUUGCUGUAGCGCGUUCGCUCUGAUACUAACAUGGCCCCGGCGCCAUACUAGCAGUUAGCUGGAAAUGCUAAGGUGAGCUAGCUUCCACCGGCUGGUUAGACGAAACCUUAGUUAUAUCACUCACCGUUCGCUCGUUUCAGAGCAUUCUCUGGGCGUUGGAAAUACGCCGGCAUCCUGGUGGUUUUUAAGAGACAACCAAACUGUCCUUGUUUUCGUUAUGUAGUCAGAUAUCAACUACAGUCCAUCCAGAGCAUGCAGCUUCAGCCUCCGCGCUGACUGUAAGGGAAGGAGCUCGUGAGUGGUUGACGUAGGACAACGAAGCACUUCCGGGCCACCAAUGCGAGGGUCACCCAGCACAGGCAUGUUUCAGAUUAAAAGUAUCACAUACAGGAACCAACUGAGUAAACGACCCAUUGUUACAUUUGCAAGAAGCUAUGUGUAGCACCGAGGAAUUUAAUAAGUUAUUCACUUCAGUCUUUAGCUAUAUAUUACUGCUACCGUACUGUACUUAAAAUAUGCUUGUUGGUGUGAGAAGGACAACUCAGAUUUUAAAAGCCAAUGUGAUUAAAGUCUAAUAAUGUGUUUGUUGUAUUAUUCUUUAUUUUAAACGACAUAAUGGCAAGUCAAUUUUAACUCAUGACAUCGUAGGCAAACCACCGUACAGCUAGUGGAUAAAUAUACACUCAACCACCAGUUUGCAAUAUUUUCUGUGUCAUUACUUUUGACGGAUAGUGUUGAGAUUCAUUUUGUUUGUCACUUGUAUUUUUCUUUGAAAUAUUCGCGUAAUGUCCAGUAUGUACUUGAACGCAGCACAUGCCUUUUCUGAUUGGACACGAACAAGCACAUGACCUACCGUCCCGGAAGAAGGCAACAUUUUCUUCCAUCCUGACAGCUAAGUUAUCCAUCCAAGUAAACAGCUCAAUAGCAUCUUAUGCGUGGGUGUGAUCUCUUCUGCAGCACAUUUAAAGCCCGUGGCGUCCACAGAGGUAUGGAACAUGGCAGCUACUGAAACACAACUCAUGUUAAGUGUCGGCCUGAUCGAAAAGGAUGUGAAUGGAGACACCUUGUGGGUUUGGUGUUACCCUUCUGUGGGACCAGACCUGAGGGAGGUCCUGCUCAGAAAGUGCUGUCUGAUCCAAGGAGGAGGACAUUUCCACACCUUUGUGUUCGGCCAGUUUUGUCGUACCUGGUAUUAUAUCACUACACUUGAAGUUCAAGAACCUACCGCCCUGACCAAGGUCACUCACUUUUCACUAGUUAUUACGUCAAAAGACUUCAACCCUGAGAAGUACGCUGCCCUGAGUCGGAUACUAUGCCGGACAUACAUGAAACACGGGAGCCCGGUGAACAUGAUGGAGGCGUACAUGGCCGUCCUCACCAAAGGCAUCUGCCAGAGUGAUGAGAACGGCUCCUUCGUCAUCCGGGACUACGAUGUCAGGAAGGCCUACUUGGCUGGAUCAGUCAAAGAUGUGGUUUCUCAGUUUGGUCUGGAGACCAUUAUCCUCUACACCGCUCUCAUGCUGAAGAAGAGGAUUGUGGUUCACCAUCCCCGCAUUGAGGCCCUGCUGGAGUUCACCAGAGUUCUCCCAGCUCUGACGUGGCACAGGAAGGACUGGUCCAUCCUGCACCCGUACGUCCACCUGACAGACCCUGAGCUGGAGGAUCUGAGGAAAGUCCCCGGGUACAUAGCAGGAUUUGUGGACCCAGAAGUGGGCAACAGAUCGGACUUGUUCGAUGUUUAUGUGAACCUCCCGGACAGUGUCAUCACAGUCUCCCAGAGCGCCAAAGAGGCCAUGAGCAUGGGGAAGCUUCACAAGGACAUCGGUCACCUCAUCGUCCAGUCCGCUGAAGACCCGGAGAAGUCGGACAGCCAGGUCAUCAAGGACAUCUCCGUGAAGACAAAGGAGAUUCUGGCGAACCUGCUGGCUCUGGCCCAAGAGUGUGAGGGCUCCAAACUCACUCUGGACAGCCUGAAGAAGCGCCACUUCCCUCCGCCCACAGAGAACUUCCUGUUCCACCUGGCAGCCGCCGAGCAGCUCUUACUCAUCUGAGACACUUCCCUUGUCAGAGGUCAGGACCCUCUGUGACCUCCAGCCAAGGUCACACGUGACAAAAUUUCCAUUCACACUGAAACAAGUGAGAUGGAAACCACACGCACAGGAGAACAACACAUAUCUUAAGUAAAGAGAUGAUGAACACAUGAAAGGUACAGACAAUGUGGAAAGGUCAGAAACAAAAUGAAAUUGAAAUAAAACCAGGUGCUGUCUGCCCAUUUGAGUCAUGACUGGUCACCGGAGCAACGGAUUCUCCUUUAUCAACCUGUUUUGUGCCAACAUAUAAAUGAAAUAGAAGAAACCACAACUCAAUGGGUUUAUUUCAGGAAAGACUCAUUUUCCUCGGGCAGAGUGGAGAACAGACAGCAGACUGGAGUGGCACAGCUCCAGUCACCACAGACUUUUGUAACUCAGACAGACUUUGUGUGUGUGAUAUUAACUGAAUAACAGACGUGUAUUUAUAGCAGCUGGCACCCAGCGCCUCACAGAUAUGCUGUAUUUUCAUGAUCCUCUCUAAAUGUUUCAUAUUGUACUGAAAUAAACCUGUGUGGGCUUCA